GCUCCCGCCACCGCUGCCCUCCGCCCGGGCUCCCGGCCCCGCUCGCAGGAGCCCAGGCAUGGCUGCCUCCUGCUGGAUGCUGACAGCUUUCUUUCAUCUUGUUUGCACUUCAAAUGUUGAUGUGAAAAAUGCACUGACCUUCAGUGGGCCUCUGGAAGACAUGUUUGGGUACACAGUCCAACAGUAUGAAAAUGAGGAAGGGAAAUGGGUACUUAUUGGUUCACCACUAGUUGGCCAACCUGAGAAAAGAACAGGCGAUGUCUACAAAUGCCCUGUAGGAAGGGACAGCCCAUCACCCUGCACAAAACUGAACUUACCAGCUUCUACUUCAGUUCCUAAUGUCGUGGAAGUAAAAGAAAACAUGACUCUUGGAACAACCUUAGUGACUAACCCAAAAGGAGGGUUUCUGGCAUGUGGACCACUUUAUGCUUAUAAAUGUGGACGUCUGCAUUACACAACUGGAGUUUGUUCUAAUGUCAGCUCCACUUUUGAAACCGUUGGGGCCAUUGCUCCAUCUGUGCAAGAGUGUAAAACCCAGUUGGACAUUGUCAUAGUCCUUGAUGGGUCCAACAGCAUCUAUCCAUGGGAGAGCGUCACAGGCUUUCUGAACAGCCUCCUGAGAAACAUGGAUAUAGGUCCUCAGCAAACACAGGUUGGAAUUGUUCAGUAUGGACAGACAGUAGUCCAUGAAUUUUACCUGAAUACAUACUCAACAACAGAAGAUGUGAUGGCUGCAGCCUUGAGAAUCCGCCAGCGGGGCGGCACGCAAACCAUGACAGCCUUGGGAAUAGACACAGCCAGGGAAGAAGCUUUUACUGAGGCUCACGGUGCACGAAGAGGAGUACAAAAAGUAAUGGUUAUUGUGACUGAUGGGGAAUCACAUGACAACUACAGAUUACAAAAAGUGAUUGAUGAUUGUGAAGAUGAAAACAUUCAGAGAUUUGCUAUUGCUAUUCUUGGCAGCUACAGCAGAGGAAAUUUAAGUACUGAGAAAUUUGUAGAGGAAAUAAAAUCAAUUGCCAGUAAGCCUACUGAAAAGCAUUUUUUCAAUGUCUCAGAUGAAUUAGCUCUUUUAACCAUUGUUGAAGCACUUGGAGAGAGAAUAUUUGCCCUGGAAGCAACAACGGACCAGCAGGCUUCCUCUUUUGAAAUGGAAAUGUCUCAAGCUGGUUUCAGUGCUCAUUAUUCUCAGGAUUGGAUCAUGCUUGGAGCAGUUGGAGCAUAUGACUGGAAUGGCACAGUGCUGAUGGUGAAAGACACUGGUAUUUCCAUGCCAACUAAUGACACCUUCCGUGACAGGCGUUCCGAGAGAAACGAACCUCUCGCAGCCUACCUAGGAUAUACUGUGAAUUCAGCACUGACACCUGGAGGUGUGCUGUACAUAGCAGGACAGCCACGAUACAAUCACACUGGCCAAGUUAUCAUUUAUAAGAUGGAAGGAAAAGAGGUGCAAGUGAUUCAGAGAUUAAAUGGAGAACAAAUUGGGUCAUACUUUGGGGGUGUUAUUACCACUGUUGACAUCGAUAGGGACUCAUUUACAGACCUCCUUCUUGUUGGAGCUCCUAUGUAUAUGGGAACUGAAAAAGAGGAGCAAGGGAAAGUGUAUGUUUACAGUCUGAACAAGACAAAGUUUGAAUAUCAGAUGAGUCUUGAACCCGUAAAGCAAACGUGCUGUUCACCAUUAAAGCAGGAUACCUGCAAAGUUCUUAAGAACGAGCCUUGCGGGGCACGCUUCGGGACCGCGAUCGCUGCUGUGAAGGACCUCAACCUGGACGGGUACAAUGACAUUGUGAUAGGCUCUCCCUUGGAAGAUGACCACCGGGGGGCUGUUUAUAUUUACCAUGGCCGUGGCAAAGCAAUCAGUAAAAAAUAUUCACAGCGUAUUGCAUCAGGUGGAGAUGGGGAAAAAGUGAAAUUUUUUGGCCAGUCCGUGCACGGACAAAUGGAUUUAAACGAUGACGGGCUGAUUGAUGUUACCAUCGGAGGCCUUGGCGGGGCUGCCCUCUUCUGGUCUCGUGAUGUGGCUGAAGUGAAUGUUUCCAUGCAAUUUAUACCUAAAAGCAUCAAUAUUCAGCAACAAAAUUGUCAGAUAAAUAUAAGAAAAACAAUAUGCAUAGACACCACAAUUUGUUUUAAGACCAGACUAAAGUCAAAAGAAGAUAUAUUUGAAUCCAGUCUGCAGUAUUGGAUUACCCUUGAUGCACAAAGACAGAUAUCUCGAAGCUUGUUCACAGAAAGCCAUGAGAGGAAAAUGCAAAAAAAUAUAACAAUCAAAGGGUCAGAAUGUACGAAACAUAACUUCUACAUGUUGGAUAAGCCUGAUUUUCAGGACUCUGUAAAGGUUUUGCUGGAAUUCAAUUUUUCUGAUCCAGAGAGUGGACCUGUUCUUGAUAGCAACCUGCCAAAUUCAAUAGCAGAAUAUAUUCCUUUCACAAAAGAUUGUGGAGCCAAAAAUAGAUGCAUUUCAGAUCUUGUUCUGAUUGUAAAAGCAAGCAUAGCUGGAGACAGCUCUUCUCCAUUCAUUGUAAAGUCACGCAAUGAUAAGUUCACCAUCCAGCUCUCUGUGAAGAACAAAAAAGAUAGCGCCUAUAAUACCAGAGUUUUGGUUCAGUACUCUCCAAAUAUUAUUUUUGCUGGCAUUGAGGAUAUACAGAAAGAUAGCUGUGAAUCUAAUCACAACAUCACCUGUAAAGUGGGAUAUCCAUUUCUAAAACCUGAAGAAGAGAUUUCCUUCAAAAUAUCCUUCCAAUUCAACGCAUCCUAUCUCCUGGAAAAUGCUACUAUUCAUGUAUAUGCAACAAGUGACAGUGAAGAACCACCUGAGACCCUGAGUGACAACAGAGGACAUGUUACAAUUCCAGUAAAAUAUGAAGUAGGAUUAAUAUUUGUAAGUGUUUUCAAAGAGCACCAUGUUAUAAUUGCAGCAAAUGAUACUGUCCCUACUGCUAUUAACACAACAGAGCAGAUCGGGGAUGAAGUUACUCUACAUUAUAGGAUUGAAAAAGGUGAACACUUUCCAAUGCCAAACCUCACACUGCAGAUCUUAUUUCCCAAUGUAACAGCUGCCAAAAACACUCUUCUCUACCUUACUGCAUUGUCACAUUCUCAGAAUGCCAUCUGCCAAAGUAGUUACCCUGUAGAUCCCUUAAAGAUUGGCACUGGGAAACCAUUUGUGCUGUCAAAAAUAAAGGAACCUACAAGGGAUACAAUUAUGGACUGUGAUACAUACAGCUGUGCCUCUAUUAAUUGUGCCCUGGUCCCAUCUGACAUAUAUCAAGUGAAUGUUUCUUUGAGAGUAUGGAAACCUACCAUCAUAAAAGCCAGUAUUCACAGCUUAACCCUUGUUGUGAAAGCAUUACUUAGGAGUGAGAACUCAUCACUGAUUUUGAGAAAUGACCAUCAAAAACUGGAGACCAUGAUCAAGAUUUCCAAAGAACACCCACCAGGUACAGUCCCCUUAUGGGUUAUCCUCCUGAGUAUCUUCGCUGGACUCUUGAUUCUUGCAUUGCUUAUAUUUGCUCUGUGGAAGGCUGGAUUUUUCAAAAGGCCAUUAAAGAAGAAAAUGGAGAAAUAAAAAAAAAA
Melozone crissalis (California towhee) is the source of this 3582-nucleotide messenger RNA. RefSeq names its product integrin subunit alpha 1 (gene ITGA1). Gene Ontology annotation, biological process: cell-cell adhesion; integrin-mediated signaling pathway; cell-matrix adhesion. The transcript has 30 exons. Gene Ontology annotation, cellular component: external side of plasma membrane; integrin complex. Bases 59 to 3574 code for a protein of 1171 amino acids. The record is from RefSeq and is a predicted model, not a curated record. Gene Ontology annotation, molecular function: integrin binding. NCBI's taxonomy places the organism in Eukaryota, Metazoa, Chordata, Aves, Passeriformes, Passerellidae.